Messenger RNA from Caenorhabditis briggsae, 813 nucleotides. Bases 1 to 813 code for a protein of 270 amino acids. The transcript is spliced from 3 exons. NCBI's taxonomy places the organism in Eukaryota, Metazoa, Nematoda, Chromadorea, Rhabditida, Rhabditidae. The record is from RefSeq and is a predicted model, not a curated record.
AUGCCAGAAGAAGGAUUCUACAGUUUUUCAAGCCAAUCGUCACGAGAAUUGACAGAAGAGGACAACGAGAAACUUUCCAAGCAGACAGUUAUCAGCGAUUUCAAAAAGAACAAGCUGGAAAUCGAGGCGAGGAAAAAUUGGGACAAAUUCUAUAAUCGAAAUAAAAACAAUUUCUUCAAAGAUCGAAAUUGGAGUGCGGAGGAUCUGAAAAUCAUUUGUCCGGAUAUAGAUUUCGAGAAAGAACUCCUAUAUCUCGAGGCAGGUUGUGGUGUCGGAAACAUGCUUUUUCCACUGGUCGCCGAGAUUCCAAAACUGAAAUUAUUCGCGUUCGAUUUCUCAGCCAACGCUGUGAGAAUGUUGGAAGAACGAGCAAAAGAGCUGGAGCUCCCGGUGGCAACCGCAGUCGUUGAUUUGUCAAUUCCUUCGAACUCAUCGCCAUUUGACGAGCAAGUCGAUCUAGCCACGUUGAUUUUCGUUAUGUCAGCUAUUCAUCCGGACAAAAUGAAGAUUGCGGCGGAGAAUAUGAGGAAUUUAGUGAAGAUCGGCGGCUCAGUCGUUGUACGUGACUACGGAAUCAACGAUCACGCGAUGAUUCGAUUCGGGCGAGAAGCACGAAUCGCUGAUAGAUUCUACGUUAGACAAGAUGGCACGCGAGCCUAUUACUUUGAUUUGGACGAACUUUGCGGAUUUUUCGAGGCUUCUGGAUUCAAAUGCGAACGGAAGGAGUACCUCCAUCGAAUUACUAUCAAUCAUCAGAAGAAUUUAAAGGCGCCCCGGAUUUUUGUGCAAGCUCGAUUUGUUAGAAUUGAUUGA